AAGGCAGACCGGUGGAAUGCACUUCCACUCAUGCACAUAACGCCUGCUGACAACAUCCUUGACCUCCCGUGGAAGCUGGUGCCUUUUUCCUGCAUCUCCGAGAAGCGCAACAGGCAGACAACAUGAAGCCCAAAUCUCUUGCAUCGAGGCUGUUUGACAGGAAUGCAGCAGCAGCAGCCAAAAUUCUGAAUGUUGGUGGAGCAAAGUACCAGAUGCACGUAGACUGCGUGGAUCAGACCGAGACACCGGACCACGAACACGGCAAACAAGUGGUGGUGGACUGCAGACAGAAGGAGAAGAGCCCAAAAGAAGUGCACUUCGCCUUUCUGCAGGAGAAGUAUGAGCCGCUGAAAGAAGAUGAGGCAAGAGCGAAAGCAAAAGAGGAGAAGAAGCAGAAGAAGAAGGAAAGCUACAAAAAAAUGAAGAAGAAUGUUGGCAAGGCUCUUCGGUACAGCUGGAAAUGUCUAGUCAUUGGGCUGUACAACAUCAGCCUUGGGUACUCUACCCCGAUUACAGUAGCGGCUUCUUUUGCCCCUGACUUUCACCAAAGCCGAGACAGAACCUGAGCGGCGCUGCGAGGUUCUCUUCCUGUUUGUUCUCUGUACAUAAACAAUAACCCACAAACGCUGACCAAAGAAUCUGAAUAUGUUUCUGAUAUUUGUGGAUUUGAAAUACCUUUUCUAUGUGUCUUUUUUAAAGUGUAACUCAAGCAUUGAUUCAUGUGUUUGUUGUGCUUUAAGAGACUUAGUUGUCUUAAAAUCAAGACAAACUCAUCAUAUUAGUAGGAAAAUUGUGUUCUUUUUAAGAAUCUUGUUGUAUUCUAACCAAAUAACCUUGUCAUCAUGGAUUUAUUUGCACGUAUGCCUUUCCAACUCUUACAAGUAAUUUUGUUAUUCCUGUUAAUUGUUUACACUAAAAUCCUAAUGUUUUGUUGCAGGUAUUACUCUACAGUACAGUUAAAUUACAUGUAUAUAUGCUUUGAACCCACCAGAUUUGCAGAUAUAUGCCGUAGCUACUUUGUUAGGAACAUCAAAUUCUGCUCAUAGGGUGUAAAACUGCUCUUUGCAUUGACACAAAGACCUCUAUAUAUUCCCCUCACGCCUAAGUCAAACACUCAUUAAUCAUCAGAUGGCUUUUUUCACGUGCAGAAUGUUUUUAUCAGGUGACUAGCUGGUGUUUGCAUGUGUCCAGAGAGAUAAUGAUUGCAUGUGGUUACCUACAGCAGGUCAGCAAUAACAGGAAUUUACUGAGGCUGCUGAUAAAGUGAUUGAUUUACAAGCAGGAAGGAUUUAACCAGGUAAUUAUAAUCAGUCAAGGAAACGGAGCUGACGGAUGAAGUCUACUCCCACGGUGAGGAGGAGGCUGGGCCACCCUCUUCCUGUAGAGUUGGGACACUUAAACACAGAUUUCCAGGAUAUUUUUAAUUUCCACAGCUCUGCUGGACAAUGGACAAAGCUGUUGGCAAUGAUGAUGAGGAGGAGGCUAUGAUGAUAGAAAUGGACUUUAAGAGAAUUCUCUGUUGGGAACAAAAUGACAUGACUUUUGAAGGGUGUCCCAAACAUUUCAGUGUUUCUGUAUGUGUAAGUUUGAUCAUUUGUAAAGGUUUUGAAAGUUGUUGUAUUUGUACGUUGGGAUGUAUUAAAGUUUUAUUGUGUGUGCACCAAAA
Acanthochromis polyacanthus (spiny chromis) is the source of this 1666-nucleotide messenger RNA. RefSeq lists its product as uncharacterized. NCBI's taxonomy places the organism in Eukaryota, Metazoa, Chordata, Actinopteri, Pomacentridae. The coding region runs from base 123 to 566 and encodes 147 amino acids. The record is from RefSeq and is a predicted model, not a curated record. The transcript has 2 exons.